Molecule: messenger RNA, 2821 nt
Organism: Punica granatum (pomegranate)
Lineage: Eukaryota; Viridiplantae; Streptophyta; Magnoliopsida; Myrtales; Lythraceae
Source: RefSeq, a predicted model, not a curated record
UCGUCUCUCUUUAGGGUUUAACGAGGGGUUCUGUCCGCUGCUGAGCGUCCAAAAGAAGACGAGCCAAUGGACUCCGCCCACCUCUUGCCGGAGCCGUUAACGGCGUCAAGCCGGAGCUCCGAGAAGUUGAGCCUCCCGGCCCUGCAGUCGAAGAUGAAGUGCGACCCGGAGGGAUACGAGUCGGAGCUGAUCCUACUCCUCCGCCAAUUCCAAUCCUCCAUGGAUUUAUUCAAGCAGCAGGGUGAUAUCAGCUUCAGCUCCUUGAGCGGCGUCGGUGCCGAUUCCACCGUGGUCAAGGACCUCAGUGACCGCGCCUUGUUCCUCGCCCACGUCGCUCCGUUCUAUCCCAAGCAUUUGUCUCGGUUCCCGAGUGAACUCGUCGAGUUCCUGAGCACCAGCGCGAGGUCAUUGCCCUCUGGGCUCAGGUGUCACGUUACGCAAGCGCUCAUUCUUCUCGUCAACCGGAAGAUGGUCGAACUGCGGGAGACUCUUGCUUUGUUCAUGGAACUACAAACGCUGGACGAUCGGAAUCUGAGGAAGCUCGCUUUCUCGCAUGUUGUGCACAGCAUUCGAAAGAUGAAUCAGAAGCACAAGAAUGAAGCUGUGAACCGAGGCUUUCAGAAUAUUUUGUUUCCAUUGUUACAGAACGAGGAGGAAGCAAAAGCUAAGAGAUCACUUAUUACACUUUGUGAGCUUCACAGAAGAAAGGUGUGGUUUGAUGAUAGAACAGCCAAUGCCAUUUGCAUGGCAUGCUUUCAUCCAUCAUCAAGGAUCAUGAUUGCUGCUCUAUCAUUUCUUCUUGAUUAUGAGAAGAUUGAGGAUGAUACGGACAGUGAUGACUCAAGCAGCGAGGACGAAUCACCUCAACAGACAGCCCAAGUUGUCUUUAACAGAGAAGCCAUCUAUAAGGCUCACCAUAAAGGCACCGUGGCAAGCAAGAAGAAAAAGAAGGCAAAGCUGAAACGUGCAAUGAGAAGCAUGAAAAAACAACAGCGGAUGUCCUCUGAAAGAAGCAGUUCAAAUUAUUAUUCUCCCCUUAAUCAUUUGAAGGAUGCACAGGGAUUUGCUGAGAAGCUAUUCUCGCGCCUCCAGACUUGCAAUGAACGUUUUGAGGUUAAAGUGAUGAUUUUGAAAGUAGUUGCUCGUGUGAUUGGGCUGCACCACUUACUCUUAUUGAAAUUUUAUCCUUUCAUUAUGAAGUAUGUGCAGCCCCAUCAACGUGAUGUCACAACUUUACUUGCAGCAGCAGUUCAGGCCUGUCAUGACAUGGUGCCUCCUGAUGCAGUUGAGCCUCUUUUCAAACAAAUAGUGAACCAGUUUGUACACGAUCGAUCACGUCCCGAGGCGAUUGCUGUUGGAAUAAAUGUAGUGAGGGAGAUAUGCCUCCGCAUGCCCUUGUUGAUGACAGAGGAGUUGCUGCAAGAUCUUGUUCUGUAUAGGAAAUCACACGAGAAGGCAGUUUCAACCGCUGCUCGAGCUCUAAUGUCUUUAUUUAGAGAGCUUUGUCCCUCGAUGCUUGUGAAGAAAGACCGGGGCCGUCCGAGUGACCCGAAGGCAAGGCCAAAAGCAUAUGGAGAAGUUGCUGUUGCCGAAGACGUUCCUGGUGCGGAGUUGCUUCAGCAUGAUGAUGGUGACAAUAGUGAGGAUGAUGACGCAGACAGCGAUGAAAGCUCGGAUGAGGACAUCAAUGGUGUAGAAGAUGAGCCUUUGUCUGGUGGAUCGGAUGAUGAGGAUGCUCUGAGUGGAGACGAGGAUUUGGAAGAUGAAAUGUUGGUUGAUGACGACAGUGAUGAUAAGAGCUUACAUGAGGUUGAAGUUGAUAACUCUUGCUCUUAUGAGGAUAUUGAUGAUGCUAGUAGUGACGGUGAAAAUGAGAAGGGGGAUAUGGACAAUGAUUUGGAGGGUGAUGAUGAAGAAAGUGAUAGUGAUAGAGCGGAUUACGAGGAAGCUAAUAUAUCUCUUGGUUCAGUAAAUAAUGGAAAUGAUAAUAAAUCAUCUAAAACAAAUAAGAGGAAAGCUUCUGAUUUUGAUGGUCAGCUGAUCGCUGGGGACGCCAGUCUUCGUGCUCUGAAGAAAUUAGCAGGAGGAAAGCUGAGCAAGGCCCCGACUGACUCAGGAGACGGGAUUCUUUCUAAUGAAGACUUCAAGCGUAUUAAGGAACUUAAGGCUAAGAAAGAUGCGAAGGCUGCCUUGACCAAGCAUGGGUUGUUAGGGAAGGGUUCAGAUGCCAAGACGACAGGUUUCAAGUUGCCUGAUCCCGACCAAUUGAGUCUCAAGCCCAUGGAUCCUGCAAAACUUGAAGCACAUGUGAGGCAUAAGCUAAGCAAAGACGAGAGACUGGCACUGGUGAGGGCUGGAAGAGAGGAUAGAGGAAAGUAUCAGGCACGAGCCGCUGUAAAGCAAAAAAAGACGGGUGGUCUCAGCAAUAAGCAGAAGGAACACAAGAAGGCUAUGCCACUUGCUGCAAAGAGAGCCAAGGUAGCGAGAUCUCGCCAAGAGAAGAAGAGGAAACAGCGCGGAGGCAAACAGUUCUCUGGGAAGAAAGCAUGGAAAUGAAGUGGAGAUGCCGACUCAUAGAUGGAGGAAGAUACAUUACUUGAACCCCGAGAGAUGUAGUGAGCUUUGCAAUUGCGGUCAUCCGUUCUGCUUAAUGAUUUCCAUUUUCUUGAGUUUAUUAUACUUCGGGGGAGUUUUCCAUUUUCCCCAGAAUCUGACGAUUACGUCAAUGUUCUUCUCUUGGGUAGGAUGAGGUUGGUAAUUGCUGUACCUCCAACUCUCGAAGAUUUAAUAUCAACGAGAAAGUUAACCACCUCCUUUCCCC